This is a messenger RNA of Pieris macdunnoughi, 1071 nucleotides long. The record is from the annotation of a GenBank genome assembly. NCBI's taxonomy places the organism in Eukaryota, Metazoa, Arthropoda, Insecta, Lepidoptera, Pieridae.
AUGGCUGGUACUGCUGCAGGAGAGCUUCUGCCUCCAUAUGUAAUUUAUAAAGCUAACAAUAUUUAUGAUACUUGGACUACCGGUGGACCUAAAGGCACACGUUACAAUAGAACGGCAUCUGAAAAUUCUACCCAUUUAACGCAGCCUAUAGACAUCGCUUUCUUUAGGCCCAUGAAAAUGGCUUGGAGAAACAUUUUACUUAAAUGGAAAAAAACAGAUGGCAGAACCCAAGCUUCAGUACCGAAAGGGUGCUUCCCAAGACUAUUAAAAGUCCUUAUAAAUGAAUUGUCCGACAAUGUUGAGACGAACCUUAAAGCUGGUUUUCGAAAAGCCGGUAUUAUUCCUGUUGAUCGUGACCAAGUCCUAUCAAGACUCCCAAGUAGCGAAAAUGAAGAUCCCAAUAAAUCAAGGUAUGCAGUAGACAAAUCAGUCUUGCAACUACUUAAAGAAAUGAGAUAUGGCACAAUGAAUAUUAAGAACAAUAAAAAGAAAGUAAGAGUUAUUCCUGGAAAACUGGUUAAUAUUGACCCCGAAAGUAAAGACCUUGAAAAUAAAAUAGUAAACACACCUACGCAAAAAAAAGAAGUACAAAAACUUAUUGAUAAACUGAAUUAUGAUUUCAUGAAUAAGGAUUCGACAGAAUCUAAGAGUAAAAAAAAAAUUAAUGAUUCUCAACAACAACAAGAUGAAGAAUUCAUCAUUAACUACAUUGAUGAAAGUGCAUCGAUCAUAGAUUACUUACCUGAUAUAGAAACAAAUAACAUUUUUAGUGAAUUCAAAGAUCCAGCACAGGGUGAGAUGUGUGACACUCACAAUACCAAGGUUGUAGAUUUAGAAAAAAAGGAAAAUAAAACAAUAAAACAGAAAAAUGUUGAAAUUAUUUUUAUAGAAAAAAUCAAGAAUACUAGAAGUGGGGUGAAUUUAAAGAAGUGUAAAAAAAUACCAUUGAAUACUGUAAAAAAUAUAAAAAAAGAAAAAACUCGACAACAAUUACCAAGUAAUACAAAAAAUCGACAUUAUUACAAAAGUGAUGCUGAAAUUUUAAAGGCUUUGGACGAUGACAGUAUUUAA